Athene cunicularia (burrowing owl) is the source of this 2896-nucleotide messenger RNA. It is a transcript of the gene SAMD11, whose product is annotated as sterile alpha motif domain containing 11. Gene Ontology annotation, molecular function: protein binding. Lineage: Eukaryota; Metazoa; Chordata; Aves; Strigiformes; Strigidae. The record is from RefSeq and is a predicted model, not a curated record. The coding region runs from base 174 to 2087 and encodes 637 amino acids. The transcript has 10 exons.
GCCAGAACCGGGGUCGCCUGGCAGAGAAGAGGACAAUCCCCUUACCUCCAACCAGGAUCCCGAAGAAAGAGCUGACCUCAAUUUUCUCACAUAGCGACGACAGCGAAGAGAGUGAUAAGAGCAAUGGUCAACACCAUGAAGUGAAGCAGGAGGAGGAUCUCCAUAUCAGUAUCAUGAAAAGAAGGAUACACACCCAUUGGGAUUUAAACAUCUCCUUCCGAGAGACCUCUUGCAGCCGUGAUAACGACCUUUCCACUAUCAUCUCCAACCUGCAUCAGAGCCGUCAGCUCGUUAUGCCAGAGACCCAGAGCCGCUGUGAAUUCAAGAGAAACAGCAUCGACGUUGGCUUAGGAGCAGCAGAUGAAAUUUUAGGCAAGAGAAGAGUAUGUUCUCCCAACAGCAGCAGUGAGUGUCCUUUAGAAAGCAAGAAAGCCAGAAGUGAGUCCCCAAAGGAAAACUCCCACACGCCUCUGCUUGAGGACUCGGUGACUCAGAUGACCCCGGAGGAGCACUACAGACGCAUGAUGUCGGCGCUGAACGAACACGGCACGUUCGAGGAGCAGCAGCAACAACGUCUCUACCAGCUGGCCAACAGCAUGGCAGUGCCCAGCCACGGAGGUACACGCUCUUGCAAAUGGGAGAAGAAGGGGCUCGCUUUGCCAUUCAGCACCGAUUUUGCAUCUUUCUGUCUGGGAGCAGCCUCCGGUACGGAAUUCAGGUCGUCUGCGGGCUCUUCGCUGGCCGCUGCAUAUGGAGCCUCCAGGUUUUCCAACAUGAAUUUAUUUUCUGAUUUCUGCAGGGAGAUAUCCCACCCACCACCUCUGCUUUCACCCCAGAAUGCGCCCCAUAUUGCUCUGGGGCCCCACUUGAGACCUCCUUUCCUUGGGGUGCCUUCGGCCCUCUGCCAGACACCAGGUUACGGGUUCCUACAGCCGGCACAAGCAGAGAUGUUUGCGCGGCAGCAAGAGAUGCUACGAAAGCAGAACCUGGCAAGGCUGGAGAUGUCGGCCGAGAUCAUCCGCCAGAAGGAGCUGGAGAAUCUCCACAGGCAAAGGCUACUGGCUGGUGACCCGCUGAGCCUGCACCCUGGCCUGCCCCCCGACCACCCGGCCCUGCGCAACGUGCACGACAUCCCCGAGGGCCACCCGCUGCGGGAGGAGCUCUCCCGGAGGAACGCCAUGCUGGUGCUGCGCCACAACAACACUCCCCUGCUGUCCCUCAACCCCAGCGUCCCCAGCAGCGCCACGCCGCCCAAGGAGCAGCCCCGGCGGGGCAGCCGCAAAUCCGCACAUCACCGCGCCGAGCCGCAGGGGCUGAGCGAGGCCAAGGAGCUGGCGGAGCCCCGGGCGCGCGACGGGGCACCAGACUGUAACGAUGAGGAGAUGAAGGACUCUGAGAGCGACGCGGACGUGAGCGACGAGAAGCCCGAGAGCCUGAAGGCUGAGAGCAGCAGCUCGGCCGCUGAGCUUAAGGAGUGCAAAGAGACGGGCAAAGUGUGUGAAGGCGCCAAGGAGCUGGGGGAGGCGGCUGCUGGCCAAAAUGCCCCCUGCAGCUCCUCCAGCGCCGAAUCUCCCAGCCAUUUGCUCGGCCCGGGCAUCAACAAAAACGAGGUGAAAUAUCUCCCGCCAGCCUCCAUCCCACCACCUCAGCCGCUGCCCUUCGGAUUCCCUUACACGAUGAGCCCGUACUUCCAUGCAGGCACCAUGGGAGGUCUGUUUCUGGAUGGUGAGGAAAGCCCCGCGCUGGAAGACAUCAGCAAAUGGACGGUGGAGGAUGUGUGCAGCUUUGUGUCCAACCUGUCUGGCUGCACCGAGUACACUCAGGUAUUCCGAGAGCAGGCUAUUGAUGGCGAGACCCUGCCCCUCCUGACAGAAGAGCACUUACUGAACAACAUGGGGCUGAAACUCGGACCUGCGCUGAAGAUACGGUCACAGGUAGGAAAAUCUCCUAUGGGGCAGCAAGUGGCACGCUUCACAGUUGUCCCCAGCUGGAAUAGGGCUGUCAAGAGACCUGGUUUAUUGAGUAUAAUUGGUUACACAAGAAUUGUUCAUUUAUUUAUUUGUAAUUCUGGUUUCAAGAAAGCUUGACCUGUCCUCCAGAAAUGUUCCAUAUCCUCAUCUGAAACCAGUCACAUCACUGGAUGGUAUUCCGUGCCCAGGGACAGAUGCAAAUAGUUCAGGACAAGUGGUGGGAGGGAGGAACAGGGAUGCGGAGGGAACUCCUAAAAUGGAGCAGUUCCUGCUAGAAAAGACACGGGAGGCUGUUCCCACAAAUACCAGCCAGGAAAGACAAAAAGCUGUAAACAGGUGAGGCGAGGUCGAUGGUUUCAGACCUGAAAAUAGUCAUCCCCCAGUACCCAAAGAACUGGGUAAAGCCAGCUCAGGAACCAGCUGUCUUCUUUCUAGCCUGGAUAGAAGCCCUUUUGCCACUCAUUUUCCUUGUAACUAGACGGCUGGUGGCAGCUCUCCUGCUUCUUCCUCCUUUUUAGCGAGGCUUGAAGCACAAACACAUUUAACACAUCUCAGCAUCAUCUGUUGAUUACUUUCCCUCCCCAGCGAGUAAUGGGCCAGCUCUGUCCCUUCUCGGCUGUGCUGGUAAUAAGACUUGUGCAACAUUUUUAUCUCUUGCCUAGUUAGAGCCGAGUGGCCUUGCUGAUGGGCUGUGCCACCCCUUCCCACACUGCACACGCCCCCCCCCCCUUGUGCUAUUCACUUGUAUUCUGCCCCUGGAAGUAGAAAUUGUAUUUGCCUCCGAGUUAGUCAAGUUCUCUCUUUUAGGGGACUGGAUUUCCUCCUCAACAGACUACUUUGCUGUUGUGCCCUCAUAGUGAUGAUUCUUCCCAAAAUACCCUUUUUCCCCCCCCUAUAUGACUUGGCUCCCAAGUCUCUUUGCUGUU